UGCCUUUGACAUGCAUUGCCAAACCAAAGUUAUGGGAUACAAAAAUAUUUCCAUGGGUACCCAUAAAGUUCUUCCGGCCAUUCUCUUUAUGUUCUUAGCUUUAGGCAUAUGCUAUGCUAAAAGAAACCUCCUUUCGCUUGAAGCACACACUUAUGGUGGAGUUGCAGGUGGAGGUGGCUCAGGUGGUGGUGGUGGUGGUUCAGGAUAUGCAGUUGUAGGGGAACAUGGGGUUAAUGCUUAUGCAAGUGGUAUUGGUAGUGGAGAAGGUGGUGGUGCUGGAUAUGGUGGUGUUGGAGUUGGUGGAGGAGGUGGUGGACGUAGUGGUGGUGGGGGUGGUGCUGCACAUGUUGGAGGAGCUAGUGGUUUUGGAUAUGGUGUUGGUGGUGGUGAAGGAGGUGGUGUAGGAUAUGGUGGUACCAUUGGACUUGGUGGUGGGGGUGGUGGUGGAGGUAAUGGUGGAGGGGGUGGUGUUGCUCAUGUUGGAGGAGCUAGUGGCUCUGGAUAUGGCACAGGCAGUGGUGAAGGAGGUGGUGCAGGAUAUGGUGGAGCUAUUGGACUUGUUGGUAGCGGUGGUAAGGGAGGCGGUGGUGCUCCUGCUCGUGCCGGAGAAACUAGUGGUGUUGGUGAAGGUGGUGGGGGAGGUAGUAGUGGCGAGGGAGGUGGUGUAGGUUAUGUUGGAGGAGUAAAUGGUACUGGAUAUGGUAAUGGUGGAGGUGAAGGUGGUGGUGCUAUAGGACAUACUGGUGGUAGUGGUGGUGGUGGUGGUGGAGGAGGUGGCAGUGGUGGUGGAGGUGGUGCAGGUUUUGCUGGAGGGGCUACUGGUGCUGGACAUGGCAGUGGUGGUGGGGAAGGAGGUGGUGCUGGAUAUGGUUUUGGAGGAGAAAAGGGAGCUGGUUAUGGUAGUGGUGGUGGUGGUGGAGCUGGUGGUGGAGCUGGAGUUGGGUAUGGUGGAGGUGAAGGAGUUGGAUCUGGUGGAGGUUAUGGUGCUGGUGGUACAGGAUAUGGAGGUGGUGGAGGUGGUGGUAGUGGCGGUGGUGGCGGAGCUGGUGGAGCCCAUGAAGGUGGAUAUGGUAGUAGUGGAGGAGAAGGAGCUGGUCAUGGAGGUGGAAUAGGUGGGGGCUUUAAUGGAGGUGGAGGUGGUGGUUCUGGAGGUGGUGGUGGCAGUGGCUAUGGUGCAGGAGGUAAGCAUAGAGGAGGAUAUGAAGCAGGUGGGGGGAGUGGUGUAGGUAGUGGCCAUGGAGGUGGCUACGCUCCUUGAUAUUAGCUUAUUGACACUACGUUGCUUAUUUAUAUCAAUACAAGUAUCUAUCUUAUUAUAUGCAAAACUAAGAAAAAUAACAUAAAAGCAAGGACAUGCUUUGUAAUAUAUAUGCAUUUUAUGAAGCCAAAUGGUUGCUUUUGUAAUUUACUCAAUUGGUAAGUAAUUAAUAUGAGCUUUUCUUUUAA
Messenger RNA from Hevea brasiliensis (rubber tree), 1446 nucleotides. RefSeq names its product glycine-rich cell wall structural protein 1.8. Bases 11 to 1258 code for a protein of 415 amino acids. The transcript has a single exon. Lineage: Eukaryota; Viridiplantae; Streptophyta; Magnoliopsida; Malpighiales; Euphorbiaceae. The record is from RefSeq and is a predicted model, not a curated record.